This is a messenger RNA of Fomitopsis serialis, 1983 nucleotides long. Its product is annotated as P-loop containing nucleoside triphosphate hydrolase protein. Gene Ontology annotation, cellular component: nucleus; chromosome; cytoplasm. Lineage: Eukaryota; Fungi; Basidiomycota; Agaricomycetes; Polyporales; Fomitopsidaceae. The transcript is spliced from 5 exons. Gene Ontology annotation, biological process: double-strand break repair via homologous recombination. Gene Ontology annotation, molecular function: 3'-5' DNA helicase activity; nucleic acid binding; four-way junction helicase activity. Bases 1 to 1983 code for a protein of 660 amino acids. The record is from RefSeq and is a predicted model, not a curated record.
AUGCAGUCACGGUUUCGCUGGAGCAGCGAGCCCCGUUUUUUUCAGAUUGAGGGUGUAAAGGCGCAAAUUGAGGGUGUCGAUGCGAUAAUCCAGGCCCCAACAGGCUCAGGCAAAACAGCUAUAGCAGCGGGUCCUCACCUCUGGCCGGGUAAUGCUGGGAAGACAACGAUAAUGGUAUGCCCACUUCUCGCAUUAGAGGAAGAGAUGGUGGAGACCUUCAAGACGGAAUUUGGCUUGACUGCUGUUGCUGUCAAUGGCCAGAAUACUCUCUCACAAAAUAAGCAGAUUAUGCAGGGCAUUCUCCGUGGACAGUACCGUAUCAUCCUCAUAUCCCCCGAAAUGCUACAGUCACGGUCAUUCAAGGAUCGAGUGCUGCGCAACACCCAAUUCAUGCGACGUGUACUCAGUGUAGUCGUGGACGAAGCACACUGUCUCUCUCACUGGGGCGCCGACUUUCGCAAAAUGUAUGCGAGCCUUGGAUCUAUACGUGCGUUCCUUGCACCAGGUACUCCUAUCAUUGCUGUCACAGCCACUCUCACCGCUCGCGUGCGCCGCGAUCUCCAUACCAAACUUCACUUCCCAAAAACCGGCAGCCGUUUCGUCAAUGUGGGAAAUGACCGCCCGAAUGUCUCGAUCAUCGUUCGUGCAUGCGAGCACCCUCAGAAUACACUCGCCGAUCUCGAUUUUAUUCUGCCAGACACCAUCGCAACCCCGCAUGACAUCCCGAAAACGUACCUCUAUGUCGACAAGAUCGACACCGGCAAUGCCAUCAUAGAUCACCUUGGAAAACUCCUUCGACAGCGCAAUCCCACACUCUACGAAUUGGGAGUUAUACGCCCGUUCAAUGCGACCAUGUCUCCCGAGUACCGCUCUCACGCCAUGGCAGCUUUCCGCAACAACCCUAACUACGCCAGUGGAGAUGUGACAGCAGACAACAUAAAGAUAGGGCCCAUACGUAUUUUGGUGUGCACGGAUGCUGCUGGCAUGGGAUGUAACGUGCCCGAUGUAGAUGUCGUCAUCCAAUGGAAGUUGCCUGCGACACUGUCCAAUUUCAUACAGCGAGCGGGGCGUGCCGCACGCGCACGGAAUAGGACCGGGAUUGCAAUCCUCCUGGUCGAGCGUUCCGCGUACUCCAUCAACCUGCAGGUGACGCCUCAGGAAGACGAGUCGAGCUCAGCCCCAAGGUCGAACAAAAGGCGACGUGGGCGUAAAGCACCCGGGCCGCCAAAGGAUGGUCGCAAGAAAGUGCCGAAAGACUAUGCCAAGCGACACGGCGUCAACCGCGGCAGUAGUGCAGGCUCAAACAGCGACGGGAUUCUCAACCCCGCUGACCAGCCAAAGAUCAACCAUGACGCAGAAGACGAGGGUCUUCUAGCUUUCGUACAGAGCACCCAAUGCCGCCGGAAAAUUUGGAGGGAGAUCUACGAGUGCCCUGCAUCAGGACACGACACAACCCUUCCCGUACCAUGUUGUGACGUAUGUGAUGCGUCACUGUUGGAUCGCGCACGACCGCCUGUGGUCCAAAGCACGCGCAGAAAUGCCAAACAGAAGGUGGGCCUCCCUGAUCCUGCAGCACAGACGGUGUUGGAAGAGUGGCGCGAGACCAAGCUCGACGAAGACCAUCCACAUGCACUGUUUGGCACCACGGCCAUUCUUAGUGACGCGCUCAUUGAACGGCUAACCUCUGUGGGACCGUUCACGCGUACCAAGGCCACAACAAUGCUCAAGACGUGGCUAUGGCGCGACCGAUAUGAAGAUGAGUUGACUGCCCUCCUGCUAUCCCUACCCAUCCAUUCUAUUCCAAAGCCCACGAAGACAUCUUCGAGCGGGAGCAAUACCACCAAAGCCUCGUCAGUCGACAAGAACGUACAGGCCAGCAAACGUACUGUCACUGCUGACGGAGAUACUGCAUUGGCACCUGGCGGCCACGAGCGUUCAUCAAAACGCGCACGUCGUACUCACGACGCAGAGCAGGUAUGUUGA